AAUAACUUGUUAGUGGUGGUCAGACGCUGCUGCUUUUGGUGCAUCACCGUCCACCGGAUGGUUCGGCUCGUGCCUCUUUGUACGUCGACCUGGAGAAGUGGAUCUGAGACGUGGCGGGAUUGUAACUGGAAGUCAGAGGUGUCCCUGCAGCCCUGCAGCUCAGCGGCCAACAUGCGGCUGCUGAGGCACCUGUGAUCCGAGCGACGGAUUGUAUUUACUGUACGUGUUAUCUCUCUGCACUACUUUACCACAACCUGUCGGCGUGCCCUCGCUUUGAAUCACCCUUGUCUAAAUUACCACAGUCAGGUGUGACCCGCUGUGCCGCUAUGACCUCUAAAGACGACUCAAAAUGCCCGGUGGUGCUGGAGGAACGGAGGCGCAGUCCGCUGGAUCAGCUUCCGCCGCCGGCCAACUCCAACAAGCCGCUGACUCCGUUCAGCAUCGAGGACAUCCUCAACAAGCCGUCGGUCAGAAGGAGCUACUCCCUGUGCGGAGCUGCACACCUCAUCUCUCCCGGAGAGAAGCUGCCCUCGGCGGGUCACAGUGUGUCCGGCCGGGCGCUGCUCAGUCAGACCUCUCCGCUCUGCGCGCUGGAGGAGCUGGCCAGCAAAACCUUCAAGGGCCUGGAGGUCAGCGUCCUGCAGGCUGCCGAGGGCCGAGACGGUCUGACGCUCUUUGGCCAGAGGAACACACCUAAGAAAAGGCGAAAGUCCCGCACGGCGUUCACCAACCACCAGAUCUACGAGCUGGAGAAGCGCUUCCUGUACCAGAAGUACCUGAGCCCGGCGGACCGAGACCAGAUCGCUCAGCAGCUCGGCCUGACCAACGCGCAGGUCAUCACCUGGUUUCAGAACCGGCGGGCCAAACUCAAGCGGGACCUGGAGGAGAUGAAAGCGGACGUGGAGUCUGCUAAGUCGGUGGGCACUGUGGCCUUCGAGAAGCUCGCCAAGCUGGCAGAGUUGGAGAAGUGCGCGGCGGGAGGUAUGGGCGGGGGGCCAGUGACAGCGUCGGGCCACACUGAAUCCGACCCGAUUUCAUCCAGGUCCCACCACGACACAACCGAGAGCCUCGACUCCAGCAGGCCGCACAUGUCGCCUCCUUCGCCAGCCUCAUCGCGGUACACAGACCGGCUGAGCAGCAAGUGUUGCUCAGAGGAUGAGGAUGAGGAGAUUGAUGUGGAUGACUAAAUGAUGCCAGUGGUCACAUGUAUGCAGACAGAAACUCUGGCUUCAUGAAACUAUUUAGAGACAGGAGUCAGUGCUUUGAUUUGAGAGAAGCCGCGGGCCUACUGCUCAUUUCUGCUGAGGAACAAGCGCGCGCUCGGAGAGAACACGCGCAACAGAGAAACAACCUUCAAGGACUCAAAAGGCAAGGAAGCAAUCAUGCAGGUGCACACACUAAACACACGAGCCGGUUGUUUAUUCUGGUUACAAUCACAGAAAUAGUUCACCGCAUGUUUUAUUUGCUUUUAUUUUUGGAAAAGGAUUUCUGACUGCGUCAUUUCUGAUGAGCUGGAGCCGACUGUUUUCUGUUUUUUGAUAUGAAUUGUUCAGAAUUGAUAAUCACACACAGAAUCACGUGUAAUUGCUUGUAAUAAAUCUCGAUUUAAUA
Thunnus maccoyii (southern bluefin tuna) is the source of this 1611-nucleotide messenger RNA. RefSeq names its product ladybird homeobox 1a (gene lbx1a). Gene Ontology annotation, molecular function: DNA-binding transcription factor activity, RNA polymerase II-specific; DNA binding. NCBI's taxonomy places the organism in Eukaryota, Metazoa, Chordata, Actinopteri, Scombriformes, Scombridae. The record is from RefSeq and is a predicted model, not a curated record. The transcript has 2 exons. Gene Ontology annotation, biological process: regulation of DNA-templated transcription. The coding region runs from base 327 to 1187 and encodes 286 amino acids.